This is a messenger RNA of Numida meleagris (helmeted guineafowl), 717 nucleotides long. It is a transcript of the gene ARPC5, whose product is annotated as actin related protein 2/3 complex subunit 5. The record is from RefSeq and is a predicted model, not a curated record. Gene Ontology annotation, biological process: Arp2/3 complex-mediated actin nucleation; cell migration; regulation of actin filament polymerization. Bases 82 to 537 code for a protein of 151 amino acids. The transcript is spliced from 4 exons. Gene Ontology annotation, cellular component: actin cytoskeleton; cytoplasm; Arp2/3 protein complex. Lineage: Eukaryota; Metazoa; Chordata; Aves; Galliformes; Numididae. Gene Ontology annotation, molecular function: actin filament binding.
CGCAGAGCGGCCGCCGGCAGGCGCCUGCGCCCGGGGACGGGCGGGGCGGCACAGCGCGGAGGCGGCAGCGAGCGGGCGGCCAUGGCCAAGCACACCGUGUCAUCGGCCCGCUUCCGCCGGGUGGACGUGGACGAGUACGACGAGAACAAGUUCGUGGACGAGGAGGAUGGAGGCGACGGGCAAGCGGGGCCCGAUGAGGGCGAGGUGGAUUCGUGCCUCAGGCAAGGGAACAUGAUGGCUGCGCUGCAGGCGGCUCUGAAGAACCCGCCCAUCAACACCAAGAACCAAGCCGUGAAGGAUCGUGCAGAAAGUAUUGUCCUGAAGGUCCUCAUCUCUUUCAAAGCCAAUGAUAUCGAGAAGGCAGUGCAGUCCCUGGAUAAGAAUGGUGUUGAUCUGCUAAUGAAGUACAUCUACAAAGGCUUUGAGAGCCCCUCCGACAACAGCAGUGCUGUGCUGCUGCAGUGGCAUGAGAAGGCGCUGGCUGCUGGUGGAGUAGGAUCCAUCGUCCGUGUUUUGACUGCCAGGAAAACGGUGUAACUCCAGCAGCAAAUGGCUGUUUGCUCUCCGUGGCAUGGGAAAUGCUGGUGCAAAACCCAACCAAAUGCCAUCGCUGCCCCGUGGGCAGUGUCUGUCUCUCAGCUUGCCUUCUCGCUGCUUCUUUCAUACCUGACAAGUAAUGCAUAUCGUGAUCUCUUUUUGUUAAACUCUGGAAAAUUA